GCCCGGGAGCCGGGGCGGGGGGCCGGACUCUGGGCCGGUGCGUUUUCAGCCCCAGGGCUUGCCUCAGGAAAACGCACGAAGCGUUUCCUUGGGGUGAUGGCCUUUGCUCUCCCUACGACCCAGCAGUUGGGUUCUUGACUUACUGAUUCAUCCUCUCUGCCUCUGUCAUCGCAGGUUUAAACUUACGGGAUCGCUCUCCGGAGGAGGAGGGGAUCCGCCGCGCGAUUGACAGCAUAUUCCUGCGGGCGCCCUUCCUCAGCUCCCACUACACGGCCGGAUUCGGGUGGUUCCUCUCCAGGCUGAAGCCCAGAAGGAAUCCUUAGAUUGUUUUUCUUGAAAGCAAAAUCUAGAAACCAUCGACAUUUUGCCUUGCGGCUUCCUAUUUGCAAGAUGAAGAAGUUUUUCGACUCCCGGCGGGAGCAGGGCGGCUCUGGCCUGGGCUCGGGCUCCAGCGGAGGAGGGGGCAGCAGCUCGGGCCUGGGCAGUGGCUACAUCGGAAGGGUCUUCGGCAUAGGGAGACAGCAGGUCACCGUGGACGAGGUGUUGGCGGAAGGUGGAUUUGCUCUCGUGUUCCUGGUGAGGACAAGCAAUGGGGUGAAAUGUGCCUUGAAACGCAUGUUUGUCAACAAUGAGCAUGACCUCCAGGUGUGCAAGAGGGAAAUCCAGAUCAUGAGGGACCUGUCAGGGCACAAGAACAUUGUGGGCUACAUUGAUUCUAGUAUCAACAAUGUGAGCAGCGGGGAUGUGUGGGAAGUUCUUAUUCUCAUGGACUUCUGUAGAGGAGGCCAAGUGGUUAACCUUAUGAACCAGCGCCUGCAAACGGGCUUUACAGAAAAUGAAGUGCUGCAGAUAUUCUGUGACACCUGUGAGGCCGUGGCCCGCCUGCAUCAGUGUAAAACUCCUAUUAUCCAUCGGGACCUGAAGGUUGAAAAUAUUCUCUUGCAUGACCGAGGCCACUAUGUCCUGUGUGACUUUGGAAGUGCCACCAACAAAUUCCAGAAUCCACAAACUGAGGGAGUCAAUGCUGUAGAAGAUGAGAUUAAGAAAUACACAACACUGUCCUAUCGUGCUCCAGAAAUGGUCAACUUAUACAGUGGGAAAAUCAUCACAACGAAGGCAGACAUUUGGGCUCUUGGCUGUUUGUUAUAUAAAUUAUGCUACUUCACUUUGCCAUUUGGGGAGAGCCAGGUGGCAAUUUGUGACGGAAGCUUCACAAUUCCCGAUAACUCUCGAUAUUCUCAAGACAUGCACUGCCUUAUUAGGUAUAUGUUGGAACCAGACCCUGACAAAAGGCCGGACAUUUACCAGGUUUCCUACUUCUCAUUUAAACUACUCAAGAAAGAGUGCCCAAUUCCAAAUGUACAAAACUCUCCCAUUCCUGCAAAACUUCCUGAACCAGUGAAAGCCAGUGAGGCAGCUGCAAAAAAGACACAGCCAAAGACGAGACUGACAGAUCCCAUUCCCACCACAGAGACUUCAAUUGCACCUCGCCAGAGGCCUAAAGCAGGGCAGACUCAGCCAAAUCCAGGAAUCCUUCCCAUCCAGCCAGCCUUGACACCUCGGAAGAGGGCCACAGUUCAGCCCCUACCUCAGGCUGCAGGAUCCAGCAAUCAGCCUGGCCUUCUGACUAAUGUUACCCAACCUAAAGCUCAACCCCCACCCAGCCAGCCUCUGUCACAAUCUCAGCCCAAGCAGCCACAAGUUCCAUCCACCCCACAGCAGACGCCUUCUACCCAGGCUCAGGGUCUGCCUACUCAGGCCCAGGCCACACCCCAGCACCAGCAGCAGCUCUUCCUCAAGCAGCAGCAGCAGCAGCAGCCACCACCACCAUCACAGCAACAGCCAGCACCACAGCAGCCAGCAGGCGCAUUUUACCAGCAGCAGCAGCAGACCCAGACCCAGACCCAGCAGUUUCAAGCAGUACAUCCAGCAACCCAGCAACCAGCAAUCACUCAGUUCCCUGUGGUGUCCCAAGGAAGCUCUCAGCAGCCACUGAUGCAGAACUUCUAUCAGCAGCAACAGCAGCAGCAGCAACAACAGCUGGCCACAGCUGUGCAACAGAAGACAGCCGUGGUAGCACCGCAGCCUCAGGCACAGCCAACCACAUCUCCACAGCUGGUCUCUACCCAGGAGCCCACAAUUCAAGCCCCAGCAAGGCAACAGCCAAAGGUUCAGACAACCCCACCUCCGACCAUCCAGGGCCAGAAAGCUGGCUCUCUUACUCCUCCUUCAUCACCCAAAGCCCAACGUGCUGGGCACAGGCGGAUUCUCAGUGACGUAACCCACAGUGCAGUCUUUGGGGUCCCUGCUAGCAAAUCAACCCAGCUGCUCCAGGCAGCUGCUGCUGAGGCCAGUCUCAAUAAGUCCAAGUCUGCAACCACCACUCCCUCAGGUUCUCCACGGACCUCUCAGCAAAAUGUCUGUAACGCUUCAGAAGGUUCCACAUGGAAUCCCUUUGAUGAUGACAACUUCUCCAAACUCACAGCUGAGGAACUGCUGAACAAGGACUUUGCCAAGUUGGGGGAAGGAAAGCUUCCUGAGAAGCUCAGUGGCUCAGCGGACAGUUUGAUCCCAGGCUUCCAGUCAACCCAAGGAGAUGCUUUUGUCACUUCCUCAUUUUCUACUGGAACUGCUGAAAAAAGAAAGGGUGGGCAGGCUCUGGAAUCUGGAAUCCCACUUCUAAGUGUAUCUGAUCCUUUCAUUCCUCUUCAAGUACCUGAUGCACCAGAAAAACUAAUCGAGGGACUCAAAUCUCCUGACACUUCUCUUCUGCUCCCUGACCUCUUGCCUAUGACAGAUCCUUUUGGCCGCACUUCUGAUGCCGUGAUUGAAAAAGCUGAUGUUGCUGUUGAGAGUCUCAUACCAGGACUGGAACCACCCGUUGCCCAGCGCCUCCCGUCUCAGACAGAGUCCGUGACCUCAAACCGCACAGAUUCUCUCACUGGUGAAGAUUCUCUGCUUGAUUGCUCUCUGCUUUCUAACCCUACUGCUGACCUUCUGGAAGAGUUUGCCCCCAUAGCAAUCUCUGCUCCUACCCACAAAGAAGAUAGUAAUCUCAUCUCAGGUUUUGAUGUCCCUGAGGGCUCGGAAAAGGUGGCAGAAGAUGAGUUUGACCCAAUUCCUGUUCUGAUAACCAAAAACCCACAAGGUCUACAAAGAGAGCCCAGUCCUCAUCUUGUCAUUACUGUAGAGCACUUUAAAGAAUCAACAGGCACUAAAGGCUUUGUCCUCCACUCAGAUCCCUCUAGAGCACCUGGCACAAAGACUCAGAACAGCUUAGAGUCUGACUACUUGGCCCGAGAUGGCCCUUCAAGCAACAGCUCUUUCCACAGCAGUGAGGAGGAAGGGACUGACCUGGAAGGAGAUAUGCUAGAUUGCAGUGGAUCUCGGCCUCUACUCAUGGAGUCUGAAGAGGAGGACGAUAGCUGUAGGCCUCCACAGGGGAAGUUGGGAGGAAGAGUUCCGUUUGCUCCAUCUGAAGGCUCUUCUGAGCAAGCAAAGACAGCACAAGGUGGAACAAAGGACCAGUUCCAGUCCCUCACACAGCCAGCUACACAUGGACUUGGUGAGCCAGACGUUUUUGCCACAGCCCCCUUCAGGAGCUCAAGAGUUCCAACCAAGGACUCGGACAUCUUCUCUAAAGCCCCAUUUGUCUCCAAGGUCUGUGUGGCUCCGGCCCAGCCAGAGGAAGUAGAUGUGUUCUUGAGAGCUCCUUUUGCCAAGAAGAAAAGCAUGGAGGAAUUAACAGUUGUCCAGGGCUCCUCCCAGGAGUUGCCCUUACAGGCCAGCCUCCUCAGUAAGACAGGCGACGUCCCGCUUCUCUCAGGCCUUGACAGAGCAAUGUACACCCCCAUCCAGGCUCAGUACUCCAUAACUAGCUUUGUGCAACCAUGCAGUCUCCCCUCCCAUUCUGUACAAGCAGCAGACCAUCCUGACAGCGUCUCUCCCAGGGGAUCCUCUCUGGAAGCAGGGGGCCAUCCUAAUGACAGAAACAGAGGACCUCAAGCCCAGAAAGAACCUGUCUCAGGUCCUAUAGCUGGCAAACCAUUCCGCCCCCAGUCUUUAUCCAAAUAUUCCCGUCAUUAUAGCCCAGAAAAUGAGUCAAGUCCAGAAGCCCAGCCCAUUGCUGCCUACAAAAUUGUUUCACAAACCAAUAAGCAGUCAAUAGCUGGCUCUGUGUCUGUCACAUCCCUUUCCUCCAGGACUCCAGACCUGCCUGCUGCUGAUCCUUUUGCUUUAGCGCCUUUUCCUUCCAAAGCAGGCAAGCAGAAACCUUAGGAGCAGGACCCAAGCCUGAGGCCUGCCCCCACUUCCCCCAUCAGCACCCACUAUACCACCCCCCGCAGAGCAUGCCCAGGAGGAAGGGAAUCCACUCAGACCUUCCCUGUGCUCCACAGUAGAGUCUCUUCAACAGACUGAGUUGCAUUGAGAUUUAGUUGAAGCCAUGUAAAGUUAUGUUUAUUUCUUUUGUUUAAUGUCUGGACUUCAGACACUUCUGCUUUCUUCAUAGAGAUCCUCACCCAUAACUCUGAAUUUUCCCCCCAGAAAUGGAUUUUAAUCCAGGAAUAUUUUGCCCUCAUUUUCCAAGGAGCAUAUUUUAUUGCUAGUUUUAAUCCCUGCAGCUCCUGCUGUGGCUCAUGUACAUCAAACAGUCCAGGUUAACCUCUCCAGGAUUUGAUUGCAUACUUUUGGAACAGGAAGAAAAAAGAAGAGCAAUGUAAGCAUCCUGCCCAUCUUAAAAAGUUACUCCUACAGCCACUUAUCAUUCCUACAGAGCCAGUGGCUCGCAAAGGAUUCUAGGAUCUGAGUCUAAACUUUGCUGGUCCUUUGCACAAGCAUUCAGGUGUGUGACAUGGGUCAGACUCUUCCCCCAUGUAGAAAGAAGUGCACACAUGGGAGAGGGGCACUCUGCCUCGGCACAUGGCAUGUCCCUCCCCACAUGUCUGCUUUUUAGUAGGGAUGCACGGGCAUGUGUGUGAGCAUGUGUGUGUGUGUAUGUGUGUGUGUGUGUAGAACUCAUUUUUCCUUGGGUAAAGUUGUCCACUGUGCCUACCUCUACGUAUCAGGUCACUCACUUUCUGGCAUUUGCAUGCUGGCCUGACAUAACCCUGGUUUUAUUUAAUUUUUUUUUUUUUUCUUGUGGCAAAAUGGAAGUCCUUCGAAGGUAUAGGAAAGUCUUCCUGGACCCAAGGGUUCAGAGAGGACUUUUUCUUUUUUUAUUAUUUUGUUUUUAUUGACAACUUCCAUAGUUAUAGACAAUGGACCCUGAAUCUUGGAAGGUGUGAUAGAGAUGUUUCAGUACUGACCACUCCUCUGUCAU
Molecule: messenger RNA, 5320 nt
Organism: Jaculus jaculus (lesser Egyptian jerboa)
Lineage: Eukaryota; Metazoa; Chordata; Mammalia; Rodentia; Dipodidae
Gene: Aak1
Product: AP2 associated kinase 1
Exons: 21
Coding region: 391-4278 (1295 amino acids)
Biological process (GO): protein phosphorylation
Molecular function (GO): protein kinase activity; ATP binding
Source: RefSeq, a predicted model, not a curated record